AUGAUGCAGAAAUUCCGUCUCGAGGCGAUGCAUCCGUCUACCAUGUCGUCGUCUCAAGAUAAAGAUGAUCGUAUAGCUCUGUCAGUUCUGGAGGAGGUGAUUGAGUGGACUGCAUCUCCUCAGUCGAGGGAUGAAAAUGGAGACUUCAUAUGCCCGGAGCAUCACUACUUCUCGAGGAUCCAGAAAGAAUUGUGUGAAGCAAACAAAGAUGUUCACCUGGACACCAAGACGAUCGAGCUGAUGUGGCACCAAGAAUGCAGGAAAGUGACAGGCAAUCGAGGGCUGAGGAAGAAGAAAGGGAACGCAGAGUCCACGUUGGAGAAGGAAGAAUGGCCGAUCGAUGAGACUCAAGAGGAUCCAACGGAGUACCUCGAACGAUGCAAACUGUACUGCUCUUGGUUGGAUAGGAAAGUCUCGAAAUUUCGGAUGGUCUCUGAGCCUCAGACUUGCGAUCCUUGUUGGUUGUUGCAGAGCAUGGAGGUCAUAGCGUCAGAGGUCAGCACCCCACAAGGGAAGGAAGAGAUCGAGCGUGUGAAGGAGUUUGUUCGGUCUAGCAGCCAGUGGCAGAGGGAGGCGUCUUUGACGUCUAUGUCGUUCCUUGAAUCCGUCUCGUCCUUCGUGAAGGAGAUCACUGCCAAUGUGAACAGCUCUUACAGCCUGAUUGUCUCCGCCAAGGAUUCCAUCCCCUCCCCGAAGAGUUUGAUCCGCCAGGUCGAGGAGCUCAGGCAAGAGCUGAUCUUCAAGAACCAAGAGAUGCAGUCGGACGAGACUACCAUACAAGAGAUGGCUGCGAUCAUACAGCAGAUGAGAUACGACAGGGAGGAGGAGACGGUCAGUGCACCAAGUGAUGAUUGCUUCCUGUUGGAGAAGUUGGUGGACGGUAUGGAGCAAGUGGUGAAGCUAAACCAUGACAUCUUGGACUCGCUCUCGGCUCAUUCGUGUUGCAAGUCGAAGAACUGUGAUGUAAGAGCAGAGUCGACAGAUCUUGACAUCGUCAAGGGAUACUUGAAGAAGCUUGAAUGCAACUUGUCCAACCUUGCUUCAAGCUUUGGGGACGGCAAGACUGAGAAUGUGAGGUACAUGGAUGAUCUGAAGAAGGAGAUGCACGACCUGCAGAACAAGUUCGACUCGCACAUGCAGUUCAUGGUGGAAGAGAACGAGAUCCUGAGAAAGGAGAUCAGAGAGCUGCACAACCUGUUUGACCACGUGUACCAGCAUCAGAAUCGUUGCUCGCAGAUGCUUAUGAUUGAGUCGGGAGGCAACGAGCACAGACAAGAGAAGUUGGGCUCGUUUGCUAGCAUGAACUCCAUGCCGCAAGACGAGGAGAGGCUCUUCUCGGGUCCCUGCCUGGAGCUUCACAAGAGUUUCCGUGUGAAACGAAGUCACUUCCUAGAGCUGUUCCAGGUGCUUGCUCAGUCACAGGGCAGUCAGAGUGAGAGACUGUUAAAGGAAAACAAAGAUCUCAAAGAGUUGCUUCAGCGGUCCGAGCAGGAGAAAGAUCAGGUGUCGAAGCUUGCACACAUGGAAAAGUGGGAGCGCGAGGCCGAGUACAACGCUGCCAUCGCCAGGUUGCAGGUGACGUUGGACCAGCAAAGACAGAAGAACAAGCUGCUCAACGAGAUUCUUGUGAGCUCUGCCGUGUUUGACGAUGAAGACAUGCCCAUGGACGACUCUUAUGACCAAGAUUCGAUGAGCGAGGAGGAGGAGGUGAUGGGGAGGAUAGAGGACAGUCUGAAACAGGACUCGCCUCAUUCCCCAUCACAGCUUGUGACGGACGUUUGUUCAGUUCUCAACAGGUUGAAUGAUGUGUUGGAUGUUUCCUCGCGAGAUCUCAACAAGUUGGAAGAGAACAUUUUGACAAACCCAGUCAUCAGAAGUGACCUCAACAACAUUUUCUCCUCUUUGGGUUCAGUCCUGUCGGGCCAGCGCUCGCAGUCCAGCAGUUCUCACCAACCUUGCGCGGCCUCCUGCUCGGCUCACGGGGUAGCGGAUAGGAAGGGACAGGAGGUGGCGAGCAACAGGAGAAGCUCCGAGGAGAUCAGAGAGCAUGAGAUGGCGCAGAACGUGGAGGAGGAGAUGGUGGCCUUCUACAUGAAGGCCAAGAGGAUGCAUCAAGAUGAGCUUGAGCAGACGGCAAGUCAGCAUGAGGAGGAGGAGAAGCAGGAGGAGAGAGGGGAGGAGUACAGACAUGGUCGAAGCAUGAAGGAGCUAGAGGAAGAGAUUGGGGCGCUGACGUCAGACUUUGAUGUUGAUAUGGAGAUGAUGAAGGCGAGGCUGCGAUCUAGAAUCUUCCACUGCCGAGAGCUGUCGGAGAAAGUCCAGGCAUUGCGAUGUUGA
Molecule: messenger RNA, 2337 nt
Organism: Guillardia theta CCMP2712
Lineage: Eukaryota; Cryptophyceae; Pyrenomonadales; Geminigeraceae
Exons: 4
Coding region: 1-2337 (778 amino acids)
Source: RefSeq, a predicted model, not a curated record